GUACAAUAACUUCAUGAAUGACCCCCUGUCCCGCUGUAACUGCACCCCACCCUACUCAGCUGAGAAUGCCAUCGCAUGUCGUGAUGACCUGAACCCCAUCAAUGGAACAUAUGAAUUUGGUGCCUUAGGUCAUAGACCUCAUAUUGCUACAGAUAUGAAGCUAACGAGCUCCAAACUGUUUGAGUCCCUGUCUUUCCUCGCCAUCAGCAGUCCGACCUACGACGACCUGCCCGCCUUCCAGUGGAGCAAGUCUGACUACCAGUACAUGUCCCAUCUGGGCCACCCUGACCUCUGGAACUUUCCAGUCAUCACUUUUAAUGGCACCGCACCCAUGUCAUAGCACAGAUGUCAUGUGUCACAAAUGUCAUGUGUCACAGAUGUCAUAGCACAGAUGUCAUGUCACAGAUAUCAUGUCACACUUUCACACCCCCCCCCCCCCCCCCCUGUCUGUAAAAGAAAAAAUCCACAAACUUUGAGCUGUAAACUGGUUGAGACCUCUAGCUCACCUGGAGCACAACUAAUUCAUCUGUUCAUGCUGGUGUGUGUUAGUUAGAUCAGUGCCUUUUUGUGGUGAUGUUAAACAUAAAAUGUCAAAUUACAUGUCAGUUAAAUGUUUUGUUGUCAAAACAAGUCUUUUUUUUUUAACUGUAGUUUUCUGUGUUUGUUUUCAUUGAGUUCUGGGGUCAAAGGGUAUAAUAUAAUAGAGUUCGUGUCAAAACAUGUGCUGAUCUAGCUAGUCAAAGAUACAUCUUGUAAAGACAACUUUCUCUAAGAAUAAUAUUAUAUAGGAGUUUGGCCUGAACUGCCUUCAGAGAUAUCUGACAGAUGGUCUGCCCAGAGAUAUCUGACAGAUGGUCUGCCCAGAGAUAUCUGACAGAUGAUCUGCCCAGAGAUAUCUGACAGAUGAUCUGCCCAGAGAUAUCUGACAUGAUCUGCCCAGAGAUAUCUGACAGAUGAUCUGCCCAGAGAUAUCUGACAGAUGAUCUGUCCAGAGGUAUCUGACAGAUGAUCUGCCCAGAGGUAUCUGACAGAUGAUCUGCCCAGAGAUAUCUGACAGAUGAUCUGCCCAGAGAUAUCUGACAGAUGAUCUGCCCAGAGAUAUCUGACAGAUGAUCUGCCCAGAGAUAUCUGACAGAUGAUCUGCCCAGAAGGUCAAUAGGCCUGACCUAUUGUUUGACCUACAUACCCACUUCCUGUGGCUGACUUUCACACAGGUCUGGCACUAGAAUGAACUACAGACCUGUCAGAUAAAUAUAUUCUGCUUUGAUCAUUCCAGCUUUUUUUUUUUAAAUUAAAAAUUUUUUAAUCAUUUUA
Molecule: messenger RNA, 1314 nt
Organism: Physella acuta
Lineage: Eukaryota; Metazoa; Mollusca; Gastropoda; Physidae
Product: putative phospholipase B-like 1
Biological process (GO): phospholipid catabolic process
Cellular component (GO): extracellular region
Molecular function (GO): glycerophospholipase activity
Source: RefSeq, a predicted model, not a curated record